CAGAAAUGCGAUCAAAAUAUGUUAUAAUUCUCAGUGGCUGCACCGUGAAAUGGAAGAUACCAGGAAUAUUUAUUUGGCAUAUGCUUUAUACGAUAGUAUUGAAGACAAGAGUGUGAGUCACAUUAGACAACUUUUGGAAAACGAGAAGGCUAAUCCAAACACACUGCUUCCAGAAAAGGACUUCACUCCUAUUCAUUAUGUUGUUGGGUGUGAUUCACUGUUGUUUGCUGAGGAAGUAACAAAACUAUUUCUACAGCAUGGAGGUGAUCCAAAUAUCAGGAAUUCGGAUGGGUUGACACCAGUACAUGUUGCUGCUGCUUGGGGCCAUGCAGAUCUGCUGAGGCUUUUGCUUCUGAAUGGUGGGGAUCCAUGGCUUCAGGAUAAUGAAAGCUGUACUGCAUUUCAUUAUGCUGUCCAGGAGGCUCAUUGGAAUGUGGCUGACGUGCUUCAUCAGUUUCAUUUGAAAGAUAUUUCUCUGCAGCAAGCCAAUAACAGCUCCAUAGAGAAACCAAAGUAUGAGGUAAAUCUUGAAAAAGUUAUCCUCUCCAAUGGUGAUAUCCUUUUGGAAUGCGGCGUUAGCUCCACUGUUCCUGAAAGUCGGUCGACGUUAAAGGAUUCUGUUUCACUUUUUUCUGGUCGCUAUUCAGAUCUAUAUGUGGGUAAUAACCUAGUUGACAAUUUGAAGCAGUCUUCCAAUGAAAAAAGUAAAAGGAAUUUACAAAUGCCAAAGAGUGGUGUUCAUUCCUCAGGGUGCAGCAAUUUGUUCUUCUCAGAUUCCAGUAUUUCUACUAAAGAUGCAAGCAGAGUCAUAGAAUGUAUAACAUUAAGUAGUAGUGAAACUUCAGAUAACAACUAUUCAAGUGAAUGUAAAGUUAUAUCAUCAGAUCAAAAUUCUGAUAUGUCUUCAAUAUGCUCCGAGGCGGGCAUCCAAAAAUCUGUUACUGAAAAAUGUGUAUCAUUUGAAUACAGGCAGUCUUCAUCAGUAUUUUCAACAAAAUCAUUUACACGGGACAAUUCAACAAAAUCGAGAAGAAAACUUUUGCCACGUUUUGGUAGGAACUUGGGCAGUAAUAGUAUACACUGUGACUUCAACAGUUCUUGUAUGACUGUUGAUCAGCAAGAAAAUAGUACAAAUGAAGCUGUGGAGCACACCACUGAAAAUAUGCUGCACUCUGUAACAUGCUCAUUGGAAAAGUUAUCAGUGGAUAGCAGCUGUGAUGGCAUUGAGACUUUAGGUUCAUCACAUUCUUUAUCCAGGAGAAACCUUAGUUUAAGGACGUGUUCACAUUCAGAGGUUUCUCAUUCAGUACUUAACAAUGGUUUCUUGGAUAAAGAUACUCACAACGGUAUGAAUUGUACACCUGGAAAGUAUGAUGAAGGCAGUAUUGUCUGCUGGAUGUUUCAAAGUACUCCAAAGAAAAAACACCUAUCUUAUGAAAGGGAUGCAUCUUAUGAGGGACAGCUAAAAGUAAAUAAAAAUCAGAAACCAGAAUUGGCUGCAACUACCAAUGCAAGUAGUGACUUGAUAGCAGGAGUGGUAUUGGAGAAAAGUGUUCAAUCCUUACAAAAGAUUAUAAGUGAAGAUACUUCUCCAAAAUCAGAUUUGCAUAUCGGCCUAGAAGGAACAAGUGAUUCUGGUCGAUCAACGAAGACCUCUGAUUAUGUUAACUUCCGUACGUGCAGUUCAGACUCAUCAUCCAGCAGUGGAUCAUAUUUCAGUAUAACUGAAGAAUAUAAAUAUACAGAUGAAGAAAAUGGAAUAGUCCUUAAAGAACGUAGAAUCUUAACUGAAAAGUGCAGCAUUCCUGAUGAUGUUUUUGACAGUGUGAAGAUUCCUGCAGAAUGCUGUGUAAACCUCUCAUUGCCUGAUUCACUGUCGUCGUCAUCAACAUUGUCUUCACUCAAACUGAACCUGGAUUAUGAUACAGAAUCUCUGCGGGCAGAACUGAAAGAGAGAAACUGUAUUCCAGGGCCAAUUACCAAAACAACAAAGAGAUUGUAUUUAAAGAAACUUGUUAAACUGAAGAAAACUGGUGAAUUUUGUAACCCUGGGCAAAGAAAUAUUGAAUACAGUCCAGAGCUUGAGUGCACCUUGAAGACAAUGGAGUGGGUGAAUGGUCUUGCUGCCUAUAUCAAGUUGGAACAAGAAGUAGCUACUCAAUUUUCAAAUCCUAGUUGUGAAAGAAGAUGGCGAGGUGGUAUAACGAAAUCAGCAUUCUGUUAUCUCUUACUUGAUCCAAGAGUAACCAAAAAUCUUCCAUGUAGGACACAAACAUUGCAACCUCUCCAGAUCUGGCAAACGUUUCUGUCAUCUGUCUUUUAUAUUGGCAAAGGUGUGCGAAAUAGGCCAUAUUCUCAUCUGUAUCAGGCAGCUUCUUUAUGGAAAACAAAAUCUAAGUCUUCAGACAAGAAGGUACAAUACAUUUUAGAUAUCUGGAGUGAAGGGUUUGGAGUUGUAUGUCUUCAUGUGUUCCAAAAUCUUAUACCUGUUGAGGCCCACACUCGUGAGGCAGCUAUGAUAGAAGCUAUGGGUUUGAAGGCAUUGAAAAAUGUUCGGCACAGUGAGUAUUAUGGAACUGCUGCAACUUGGAAUUCAAAGCAGCGACGAAAAUUAGGUGUUUAUCUUCUCUACAGAGCAUUGCUGGUUUUUUUGAGCGAAGGGGAGAGGCAACUUGGACCAGAAAACUUAUAGUACUUAAAUAAUGUCCUAUUUGGAGCUUGACAUGCCUGUGUAAUUACAAGAAAAUUAUGCAUGGGUUAAAGUUAAUUUUAAAUACCUAUGGAGAGCAGUGUUACUGAUAAGAGAAAUAAAGAGGCUGAAAUUAUCAGUGUAACUCAUAAUUUUUAUAUCUGCACUUCCACCACAUUUAUGUUCAGAUUUAAUGAAAUAUCUCUCUUCAAACCCUGCUAUAUUUAAAAUUGUCUCAUUUUCUUUCAUACCACACCAAACAAAGUUUUGGCAUGGAUAAGGCUCUAGACUCUUAACUCAGAAAGAACAGGUGUCAAAUUCCUGUUUGAUUAGUCACAGGUUUUUGUUGUUUUUCUUAAAUCACUUCAGGUGAAUGCCGGGAUCCGUCCUUUGUAAUGACCACAGUUGACUUUUGUACCCAACUUGUAGGUUCAGUUUGUGCUCCGUCACUAAUAAUCUUGUCAUGGUAGUCAUCAAACAUCAUUCUAUUUUUGUUUAAUGCCUUACUGUGCUGAAAUUAUGAGGCAACUCGACAAUACCAAUGCUUAAUUAUCUUCAUGCUGCCUGUUGCACAUCUUAUUUUAAAAUCACAAACUUCUACAUUUCUAUUUUACUUUCCUCAGAGAACCAGAAAUUCCAUCUUGGAUUUCCUUUGGCUUUCUAUUUGUAGUGUUCUUUUCCCUUGUGCCUCUCUACUACUCAGCACUUCCUUUCCAUAUUUUUGUGUAUUUUUUACCACUGUGGAAUUUAGGCAAAAAUAAAAACUCAUAGUAAUUGUAUAUCGCCUAGAACAUGUUCUGUGCAAAAAAUAAGAGUUUUUUUUAUGUAUGCCACCAUGAAAGCAAUAUCCUUUAAACUGUUGGCCAGUAUGGAACAUAGUUUGUCAGUCUACUAUGGCAGUGAUUAUAUGUUUAAAUGACAGAUGUACCUGUUAGGAGUAAGCACUUGGAAAUGACACAUUGCCAAAAUCAGCUGUUUUUGUGAAGUGAAAGACUGAGCAUAAUAUAGCCAAAGCAGAAAAUGUAAUUUUCUUGUACAAUUAUUGAUAAGAGUGUAUAUGAAUGGCAGUUCAGUUCAAGGUUCUGUGAUAGUGCACACAGGCACUGACUGAAGUUCUUUGAAGUCGUAUGCCUACAUAGAAUAAGACAUAUAUACACCAUUUGCAGUUAUAAUAUAGGAUGUAAAAGUAGUAGUAUUAUAAAUAUGUCCCCACCGAUUACAUUAAAAUAUUUUCUAUGGUGUGUAUAAAAAAGUUUAUUGGUUACUGUAUUGAAAAGUUUUUUAAUUUUUUUAAGUGACUUGUUGUUUGUAACUUAACAACCAUUUUGAUACAUUUUUGUGUAUUAGAUAUAAUUUGUAUUGUAUAUAAUGAUUAUUUAUGACAUGAUGUAUAAUUAUGUUGAAGUGCAUACUUAACUUUCAUAGUUUCUUGCUCUCUACUAUUUACAUAUUGUUAAGUAUCUGCUUCUAACUGAGCCAUUAUUUCCAUUGUCAGACAAAUAAGUGGUAUGUUGUUCUUAAAGUCUCUUACUCAUGCCAGAUCAUGAAUGCUACCUAUUCUAGUCAGAUUGUGUUCAUUAUAUUGUCAA
Molecule: messenger RNA, 4278 nt
Organism: Schistocerca cancellata (South American locust)
Lineage: Eukaryota; Metazoa; Arthropoda; Insecta; Orthoptera; Acrididae
Product: ankyrin repeat domain-containing protein 12-like
Exons: 7
Coding region: 50-2692 (880 amino acids)
Molecular function (GO): endonuclease activity; protein binding
Source: RefSeq, a predicted model, not a curated record